AUGGAGGUGGGUCGUCGCGUGUCUUCUGGCAAGCCCCGCCAAAAGGUGUGGAAGCCCAAGGUCAAGACUGGGUGUGUCACUUGCAGGGUCCGCCGGAUCAAGUGUGACGAAGGAAAACCGACGUGCGCGAGAUGCUCAUCGUCAGGCCGAACAUGUGGCGGGUAUCAUCAGAACAACGGCAACAAAACACAACAGCCACCAGAGCUAGGGACGUCGUGGGAGAGACACUCAUGGCAACACUCCUGGACACCGUUGGCGAUGCUGCUCACGAAGAAUGUACGCCACUGCCCGACACCAUAUCCUCCACUUCUGGUCUUUGACAGCAAGGUCGAGGGACAAUCGUUUGACUUUUUCCGCUCGUAUUCUGUCCCGGAGCUCACGGGGCUGUUUCGGGUCGACGAGGAAUUCUGGCAUCUCUCUGUGCUUCAAAUGUCCAUGACCCAGCCCGCCGUCCGGUACGCCGUGACGGGACUCGGGGCCCUGCACCAAAAGUUCUCCAACGGCCACGACACGGCGAUUCCAGACGACAGCACGGAUUCUCAGAUCCAGUUCGCGCUACGACAGUGCAACCGAGCCAUCCACGCCCUCUCGGACACGGCUGCCUCUCGUGAACCGGUCCACGAAGUAGCCACCCUCAUGACGUGCAUCCUCUUCACCUGCUACGCCACACUGCAGGGCCACCAAACCCAAAGCAUCAUGCAUUUCCGGAACGGCAUGAAACUAUUUCGGAAUUUGGAACGUUCGAGAAGAAGAGAGCCAACAACGGUAACCGGCCCCCUCCCCUCGACGACAACAACAUCGACCCAGUACGAUGAGCUGUACAACGCUUUUGUCUUGGCCAUGACGACCCUCGAAAUCCAAGCUCGGUCCCUGAUGUACGACGAGGAUUUGCCCGCGUUCAUCACUCAGUCACAGACACUUUGGCCCGUCUGCCGCUCAGAGAAUGGCAAGUUGAGAUUCAAGAGUCUGACCGACGCCCGAUGCUACUUUGACUCGUUGUUGAGCGACUUGCAGUGUUUCCUCCUCGAGUGCGACAGCCGGAACGAGUGGACCCAGGUAGGCGCCCGGCCACGACAAUCCACAAUGGACCAAUUCGACGUCCUCGUUCGAAGGCAAGACAUGGGGAAAAAGGCAUUUGAGGUCUUGAAGGAUGAGCAGCAGACCAACUACGACGAUCGAGAUCGCAAAACCAUACUGGUCAUCAAGAUGCACAAUUGCGUCAUGGACAUGUACCUGUCGAUAUUUCGACUUUCAUCGACCUAUGGAGACCUGGUAUGGGAUUUCUUUGAGCGCACUUACCGGGAGGUGGUCGACCUUAGUUAUGAACUAUUGGACUGCGAAGACGACAAGGAAGAUUUUUCUACAAUGUUGCUGCCACUUGUAAAAGGCAAAAAGAUCACCAACACGCUACUAAAAUCCAAUGGUGCAAAUACAGACGGGGGAGAAGAAGUCAAAAUGGAGGAGGUCGUCGUCGAAGAAGUUCCAGACGCGACGUCGAUCGUCAGGGAACCCGUCAACCGACCUCGGCCGCGUCCGGUGUUUACGUUCAGCCAAGGUGUGACAGGUCCGUUAUACACCGUGGCGUCCAAGUGUCGUGAUCCCAAGAUCCGGAGAGAAGCCAUAGUUCUCCUCUUGCGGUACCCUAGACGAGAGGGCCUGUGGGACACGUUCAACGGGGGAAGGGUGAGUUGGGAGAUUAUGAAUCUGGAGGAAGAACUGGCCAAGCAAUUUCACUCCUCCUCAGAAACAACAAACUCUCAGGUUCAAUUCGAGGUCAAGGUUGCAGCUGAUGUUCCAGUCUCCUGCAGGGUCAGAGAGGUUGAAGUUUUGAUGGUCGGUCCACGUACGGCCACGGUUAGGUUAAAGACGGUGGCGGAAAGCGAUCGAGGAGAAAAAGGAAAACACAUGAAGAUCAUGUCGUGGUGAGACGAAUUUUCGAAGAAGACGACUACAGUCGUAAGAGUUGUACUUUUUCUUCCUUUCUGGACUAGAUCUGUCUAAAC
Messenger RNA from Exophiala oligosperma, 2003 nucleotides. RefSeq lists its product as uncharacterized. The transcript has 2 exons. The record is from RefSeq and is a predicted model, not a curated record. Gene Ontology annotation, molecular function: zinc ion binding; DNA-binding transcription factor activity, RNA polymerase II-specific. Bases 1 to 1926 code for a protein of 641 amino acids. NCBI's taxonomy places the organism in Eukaryota, Fungi, Ascomycota, Eurotiomycetes, Chaetothyriales, Herpotrichiellaceae. Gene Ontology annotation, biological process: regulation of DNA-templated transcription.